AUGUCGAAGAUACCUGACGAAGGGCUGGUCUACGACUACCGAUUUGAUACCCGACGCUGUGUGUGGGUUAAUUGGAUGAAUGCUUCUGGCACGUUCGAGAUUCCCAGAGAUGCCCAAUUUACUCAAGUUUUAGACUCAGCCAUCGACUCAGAACGCAGCGUGUGGCUGUUAGACUCUCUCAUUCGCCACCAGUUUCAUGUUCUCUGCACUGGUGAUACAGGAACCGGCAAGUCCGUGUCUAUCAAGAAGAAGCUGCUUGGUGGGUUAAAUAACCCACCAGGCAGCGAAAAACCGCUAAAACUCGCCCCGUCGAUCUUCCUCAACUUCUCGGCCCAAACAACUGCGUGA
Molecule: messenger RNA, 348 nt
Organism: Phytophthora infestans T30-4
Lineage: Eukaryota; Oomycota; Peronosporomycetes; Peronosporales; Peronosporaceae
Exons: 2
Coding region: 1-348 (115 amino acids)
Biological process (GO): microtubule-based movement
Cellular component (GO): dynein complex
Molecular function (GO): dynein light intermediate chain binding; minus-end-directed microtubule motor activity; dynein intermediate chain binding
Source: RefSeq, a predicted model, not a curated record